UUUCAUGUUGGAGAAAAAUGCCAAGAAAUGCCCACGAAAGAAACACUGUUCAAGCAGGAAAUGAAUAUGUUGAAUGGUGGAAUGCCUUUCCUCUGAUGCUUAGUGCUCUGUUGGGAAUCGUUGCUGUAUUAUAUGAGAAACCGUUAUUUUUCAAAAUCGCUGUUGUUUCAAUUGCUGUAUGUUUUGUUCUGUCAAUAUUCUCGUUGAUGCUGGGCUCUGCUGAACUUUCUUGGUUAUCUGAAAGUGUACAACACAUGAAGUUCUUGAAAAUGGAAGGAUUUGACUGCAAGGAUUCUACCUCGACGUAUGAUAAUAGAUAUGAUACAGGAUGUAAAUGUACAAAAGACAAUAAAAAAGGUUCGACCUCUAUAUAUCUUAGUUGGACUUCUUGUAAAGUAAUGAUGGCUCAGUAUUAUGUCUACUUCAUAAUUGUGUUCUUUACAUCGUGUUGCUGUGGUCUCUGUUUCUUCACGCUUGUCUAUUUUGCUCUUAAGCUUAAGCCGAUUUCACAGAUCGAAAAUGCAAAUGCAGGGAGCGUGGAUGAGACUCCAUUGAACGACAACUUUGAUAAUUAUACGUUUGUAACAUGUUUGUAACAUUUGAUAACUUUGAUAAUCUUCAUGGUAGUCACGUCACAUCGUAAAUUCUUCUAUUAGAUUGAACGAUAACUCAGUGCUUUCAUAUUUAACUUUACAAUGUCAAGAAAAAUGUGUAACAUGCAAUGUCAAAAAUAUGAAGAUUUUAAUUCAUUUCUAA
This is a messenger RNA of Xenia sp. Carnegie-2017, 756 nucleotides long. RefSeq lists its product as uncharacterized. The record is from RefSeq and is a predicted model, not a curated record. The transcript is spliced from 5 exons. The coding region runs from base 18 to 596 and encodes 192 amino acids. Lineage: Eukaryota; Metazoa; Cnidaria; Anthozoa; Malacalcyonacea; Xeniidae.